This is a messenger RNA of Colletotrichum truncatum, 414 nucleotides long. RefSeq lists its product as uncharacterized. Lineage: Eukaryota; Fungi; Ascomycota; Sordariomycetes; Glomerellales; Glomerellaceae. The record is from RefSeq and is a predicted model, not a curated record.
AUGGUUAAAUUUACCAGCGCCCUCGCAUUGAUGUCCCUGGCAUGCCUCGGACAAGCUGACACCGGCGGAAACGUCUGCACUCUGUCCAAGCUUGUCGACCAGAAGAAUCCGCCUCCGGGGCUGGCCCACCGCCCCCUGCCGAAGAUUCAGGGCCCAGCACGCAUCAGCUUGACCAACACCAUCUCGGUUCAGAUGAUCCAGGCCGAUAAGACCCAAGGCUGCACGUGGAAAUUCUUCAACUCUGGCGGUAUUCAGAAGGAAGUGUGGUACUCCUCUGGAACCAAGAGCUGGAGUUCGAUCUGGGUCUACGCAAACUCUGAUCAAAGGUCCAAGGAUGGAGGCGAGGGCUGCACGCUGCAUGACAACUACUGUGAUUCUGACAACGAGGGAGUGUUUAUCGGCACUGCCCAGUAG